This is a messenger RNA of Clonostachys byssicola, 408 nucleotides long. The record is from the annotation of a GenBank genome assembly. Lineage: Eukaryota; Fungi; Ascomycota; Sordariomycetes; Hypocreales; Bionectriaceae.
AUGGCAUCGGAUCUUGGUUACGUAUUUCCUGAAUAUCGCUGGUUCGCUGAAGAGUGGCAUGUUCAGGAACUUGACGAGCGACCCAAGAUCGUCAAGCGAGUUUUGAAUCGGUGUGCCGGUAAGGCACCAGCGCCUCUGAGAAGAAAUACUGUGCACGGCAGUGAACUGCUUGCUGGACCAGUUUCUAAUGUGAUCAGCCAAGAACGUGCAGAGAAUACUCCGUCUUUGUAUACCUUCGUCCAAGACAAGUCGAUACCAGUCGAUUUGGUGCAAGGGACUGUUGCCGCGACGGCGUUCAGCCAUCACUGUGCCGUACGUAGUAAGUAUGAUGUCUUGCUGAUUCAACCGAUUAUCGAAAUCUCGUCUCCCUUGGCCGUGGUAUUUGAGAUAUCGGAGGACCCAGGGUAG